GCUGCUACCAAUCAGACCUAAUUUGAUCAGCCAUAAUGGUAAGUUUCGUUAGAGAAAUCUUUGAUUUGAUAAUUUUUUUCCCACUCUGAAAGGGCCGAUUGCGUAUAACAGAGAGAUAAUGAUAAUUUUGUUGUCUGCCCUCGUGUCUUUUGCACUCUAAAGGAAGAAAAAUGAAAUGCAAACUUUUUUAAUAUGUCGACUCAACUUUACCAUGCUGAGUCACGUUGCAAAACUUCCAUCGUCUGGCUACCUCAAUUUAGCAGCAUUUUCAUGAUGGAUGGGGAUUCAUUUUUUGAGUCCAUUUUAAAAAUUAAUAGAAAAUCGGUGCAUGGCUUUCUUUUCUUAGCUACGGUAUUAUCCAAACUUCAGGUCAGCUUCGUUUGACAACUUUAAUCAAAAGUUACAUUCCAACAAAUUUAGUUACAUGUGUGUAAUUUGUGUUUCAAAAAUCGCUCUCUUUUAGUUCCGUAAUCAGUACGAUAACGAUGUUACAGUUUGGAGCCCCCAGGUAAGUAAGUUUAGUAGACCAGGAAUGCUUGAAGUUCUGUGGAUUUAGCGUCGUUCAUUAUAGUCGUUUUUUUUAAAAACAUUUCCUGCUUUCAAGGCCAUUUUAAGAGACACAUCUUUUGAUAAAACUGAAGAUGUCAUCGAUUCUAAGGGGUACCAUUUUAUUAUUCUCCUUUCCUAUUUCGGUGGACCCUAGUGACCCUGUAUUCUAUAGUUGUUCAACACUCUAAGGUCAACAUAUCAUACUCCAUCGAGUGAACCAAAAGGGUUUUUACAUGGUGUUGCUCAAGAAAUGAGAAAAUGAUUGAAAAAAUUACUGUGACUCUGCUUUCAAAUCUAUGAACUAAAAUUUAUUUCAAUUUACCCCAUAAGUGAGAGAGAAACAUAAAAAAUAAUUGUUUUUGGCACAUUAUUUAGGCAGCCGAAGAGCACAGUUGAGAAGUUUCCAAACCCUGUGAUUCCAUUUGCCCUAGUUUUAACCCUUUCACUCCCAUGAGUGACCGAGACAGAAUUUCUCCUUACAAUAUUAACAAGAUAAGUAAUGGGAAUAAAGAAAAAUAUCAAUUUGGGAAUAAUUAGUUGAUCCAAUGCAAAAUUCUCUAAACUAACAUCACAAGAAUUGUAUGGUUGACAGUAAGGAGAAUUAAAACUUUGAACUGAGAGUUGAAGGAAUUACAGAAACUUCUCAAAUGGUUUUCUUCGUCUUUUCAGGGCCGUAUACAUCAAAUUGAAUAUGCAAUGGAAGCUGUGAAGCAGGUAUGUGAUGUGCAUAAUUUGCCACAUGCUGUUGGCAAUGUAUGUGGGAUAGUGUGUAAGCAGUUGUACUGCUUAUAUGUAUUUUAGUAUUCAAUAAAACUGUAAAAAUUGAACAGGCAAAUCAGGAAAUGUAAGCAGUUGUAUACUGAGGAUAUAAUCAUGUGGGUCAAAACUGUUUAACUGAACUUUGUAAAGGAGUCUAAAGGAAGUUAAAUCACAAAAGUAGCAUCAUAGGCAAGACAAGCCAUUGUCUGUCUCCUUUUUCUCAGUAGUAGAGGAUUCAAGUUUUAAUUUUUUCUCAAAAUCAUACUUGAAAUUUGGGGUGCAGCUUAUUUAUGAGGCAGAUUAUACACAAGUUUUUAAAGUAUUUAUGAGUAGGUCAAAAAUUGGACUUCAGUUGGAAGCACUUAGACUUUCUUGUUUGGAAAUGUUUCUGUGUUUUCAUCUAUACUUGGCUAAAAAAUUUCAUGUACCAUCUUAAUUUUCAUUAUCAUGCAAACUGUCUUAGUAUGUACUAUAACCUAAAUGACAGUGAAUAUAUGAAAAUCAUAUAUGUGAACUGUGGAUAAAGAUGUGAAUAUGAAAGUGAUCCUCGCAGUUAUGAACACUAAUUGAGCAGAAAGGUUCCAAAUAGUUCACAUAUAUGAUUUUCAUACAUUCACAGUCAUUUCUUCGUUACUUCGUGGGUUUAUUUGAAACCAACAUAAUGAACAGCUCCCAGUUGGCUUGUUAGCUUAGUUGGUAGAGCAUUGCACUGGUAUGGCAGAGGUCAUGAGUUCAAAUCCUGCACAGGCCCGAAUUUUUUCAGGCCUUAUGUUCACUACUGCUCAAGUAGUGUUCAUUAAAGCAAAGAUUGCUUUCAAUUAUUCACAUACUAUAACCUGAUUGGUAUUUUUUUCUUUGUCAGGGAUCAGCCACAGUAGGACUGAAAUCAAAAACUCAUGCAAUUAUUGUUGCAUUAAAAGUAAGUUAACUUGGUACUCAUAUUCUUUUACAAUGCAUGAUGGUUGGCCAAGCUGAUGUAUAUUGUGCAUACAGUGUUUUUGUUUUGUCCUCAAGGAACUCAUUGGUGACCUUCAGCUAUUUUGUCAAACAUUACAUUCUUUUUGUUAAAGAACAACAAAUUACACCAGCCUUUAAAGUUUCUAUAAUACAAAGUGUUCAAAAUUUUCCCUCCUAUUGUAGCGAGCAGCAUCAGAAUUGUCUGCUCACCAGAAAAAGAUCUUGCCUAUUGAUGAUCAUGUGGCUGUUUCCAUAGCAGGCCUGACUGCAGAUGCUCGACUCUUAAGGUGAGUUGAUUGUCAUCUUUUCUAAAAUGAACUAUAAUGGUAAUUUAAUUUUGUUUAAAUUAAUGUUGUAUUAACUCAUUGAAAGUAUUUAUUAUUAAUAAUAAUGGGACUGAGUGGAGUCCAGCAGGUAAUUUAGUGUUAACAAUUGGGUUGAAAACGUAAAUUAGCCACCGUAAAGGGUAAAAAAGCUGACGUUUCGAGCGUUAGCCCUUCGUCAGAGCGAUUGGAGUUUUUGGUUUAUAAUCAUAUGAGUGAUCAGCAAAAUUGGAUGUGUGAUUACAGGUGUCCAAUUGCAGUGAACUGUACAAUUGCAACUCUACAAAAUAAUUAGUGACAAAUAAAGCAGUUAGUGAACUAAUCACAUUUUAGGAAAUUGUAAUGGUUAUGAUUAAAAAUGAAAUAGCCUCUCAAACUCUCAGUUAAGUAAGUAAGCAAUAAACUCUACAAUUAACAUAACAAUAUUGAUGGUACCAAUUAUGUAAUGGUUACUACCUCCUGAAGGUAAGAAUGAAGUUUCACAUUUUGUGAGCAAAUUGCUAGGGAUAGUAGUGACCUUGGUUAGGUUAGAAACCUAACGUGAAAUUUAUCUACAAUCAAGAAUGACCCUAAAGAUGGACUUUUACAAGAGUCUAUGUCAUAAAAUACGAUUUUAAAUAUUUUCAAACAAGUGUAUGAUUUAGUUACUGCCAUUGUUACUGAUAUCAGUCAAUAUCUCAUUUCAGUAAAUUUAUGAGGAGUGAGUGUCUUAACUCCAAGUAUGCAUAUGACAGACGAUUACCUGUCUCAAGACUUGUUUCUGCAGUGGGGGACAGUAUCUUUUUCCUUGACGACUAUUUUAAUUGAUAAACAAUAAAUGAUUCCAAAUGGAGAAAAAGACUUUUUUUGGCUUGAAAAUAAAUGAAUCCAAUUUGUAUCUUAAGGAUGAGAUUGCAUUUAUGUGGAUUGAAACUACUCAUGAAAAACUUUCAUCAAAAUAAUUGAGGUCUUAUGCAUCUUUUAGUUGUAAAAGGGCUGACAUUGAUUACUACUCUUUGGCCGCUUGAAUGUGUUUCUUUCUGUUUGAUUUUAAAAACGGUUUACAAACAUGAUAACUUUGUGUUUUAUAAAAAAUAUUCUUGACCGAAAAAAAACAGAGAUGCAAAUACCAACACAGCGAUAUGGCAGAAGACCAUAUGGAGUUGGUCUUCUUGUGGCAGGAUAUGAUGUGAGUAGUUAGUAAAAAUAAGGACUUGAAUUUAGAACCUCUGCCUUGAGUGAUUCUAGCUCUCUUUCCUCUCAGCUAUGCUGCCUCUUGCUGGAUGAUUGAUGCACUAUUUCAAAAACAAGUGCAAGUGAUUCUUCAAGGUUUCCAAACAAGAGAAAAUUAGGCCUUAUACAUUUAUUCCUUUUUUGAUUGUUUGGAAACCCUGAAACAGAAUGCAUUAGUUUUUUACAUAGCUUCUCAAUCAUGCCUCAUUGAUAAAGAAAAAUGGAGAUAUUCUCAAAUUCUUCACAUCUUGUAGGCAACUUUCUUGGUGUCUUUGUUUUAAGUACUUAAAUACUUUUUAUUGAUAUUCAGUUUAAGAAAUAAGUGAACUAGAGUUUGAUGCUAUAUCAAGGUUUUGAUGUUGCAUAAAACUCAUGAUGAUUUUGAUAUUGCAUAAAACUCAUGGAUGACACCUCAUUCCAGUGUUUCAUCGGGGUUUCAAACCUGAAACAAUUUGCAUCUUUUUGUGAGAUGAUUAUCCUAUGAAUAAAUAAUGAGUUUGAGAAAUUCAUUUCUUAAGUUAGGGAAAAAUGGGAACUUGAUUGACAAAUCAAAUGAAAAAUGUCAUCAGUACAUUCAAGUGGCAUUGUGUGAGAUAGGUUUAUUAUUUUGUAUUUUCAGUUUGAUCAUGAUAAAUGAUCCAGUAGUUCAUGAUUUUUGUUGUUAAUAUGUGCAGGAUAUGGGUCCACAUAUUUACCAGACAUGUCCUUCAGCUAAUUACUUUGAUUGUAAAGCAAUGGCUAUUGGUGCUAGGUCUCAGGUAAGUUAUAACUCUCCUUAAACAAAUAAAGAAUAUCUGUCCUUCUGAUGUCAAGUGUGGCAUAAGAUAUGAUUCUGUGCUGAUUCUUUGCACCUUUCAUAAAUGAGGCUGCUAAAUCUUGUAUGAAGGAAAAAGAUAAAAGUCCGAAAAACACAGAAAAUUUCUGAAAAAGCAAUUGAACUUGUUCAAAAAGAACAACCUUAGUCUUGAGUAACAUCAUGUAGAUAGGCCUGAAAACUCAUCAAGGUCAGUUAGAAAUUACCCAGGCAUGGAAGUUGUGUCAUAUUUACAUCAAAUUCACUGCAAAUUUAAUAUUGGACAAAAUGUUAAAUAUUUUAUUGAUAUCGGCGAAGUUGUCCAGGUAUGUGAUAACAAGGAUAAGUGUGACUUGACUGAAUCUGAUUUCUCUUUUGCUAGUACCUUCCUAACAGCUUUCGUCAAGCAGCUGAAAGUUUUAAGACUAUCUUUCUUUGUCUGGGCUUGUUUAUUUAGGACAAAUUAUUCUUAAAAAUUUUGCCCAAAAAAAUUGUUAGUGAAGGUUCACAGUUUCUUAAUAUCUUUAUAGUCUGCAAGAACAUACCUUGAGAGACACCUGGAUGAAUUUCCAGAUUGUAAGUACACCAUACCUAAUUGUGUUUAUGAUUAUAAUUAAAGAAAAAUUGCUUUUAGUCCUAAAUUAUAUUUACUUUGAUUUUAAGGAUCACCAGGUUCUUAAUUACAACUGUGUGAGUUUCUGUGACAACAAAAAACUGUCCCUUUUGUUAUUUCUGAGCAUUAUUCACGAUAAUGUGCUUUUAUUUCCUUCUGUGCCAAGGUGAACCUGAAGAGCUCAUCAAACAUGGCUUAAGAGCACUAAGAGAGACUCUUCCAAAUGAACAAGAACUGACAAUAAAGGUAUAGUGAAAUCUACUGGAGCUAUCCAAGCUCAAGAUAAAAAAAAAUAAACAGACAAAGUGAUGUGUAAACUGUAAUAUAUUUUAAAGAUGGAAAAUUUAACCCUUAAAUUCUGGCCAGCCCUCAAAUGCCAGGUCAGAAAUAACUUGCUCAAAUCCUCAUGAGGCUCUCAUGUUUUUCUUUGUCUCACAGCCAUUGCAUGCGAGUGACUUUAUUCUUGUUGAUUUUGUUGUAGAACUGUUCCAUAAGUGUGGUUGGCAAGGAUCAGGAUCUGGUGAUUUACAGUGAUGAAGGUGUAGCUCCUUAUGUAUCCUUUGAUUCAUAAUUGGUUUUCUCCUGAAUAGUUUGUUUUCUUAAGUUGUGGCUUCAAUUGUGUCAGUCUGGAAGAGGGAUGUGUUGUGUGACAUGUUGUCACUCAAUGUCAAGCUUAUGUGACAUAUCAUGCUUUAUGUGCCUGAAACUCACUUUCCUUUGGUUUAAUUCUCUGUUUUAUUUAUUUUGUCGUAAAUGUAAUUAUCAUUUAUAAGUGCAAAGAAAUAGGCUAUGAGCAGUCCAAGUCACUCUGCUUAGUUUGUCAUCAUCACUGUUUUUUUUGCUGAUUUUUUUUUUCUCUGUUCAACAAGCACAACAAACAUCACCGAAAAAGGGGACUGCUUUUAGUCUGUUAAAGAAAGAAAAAGAUAGACUAAAGGUGGCAAGGAACCCCAUGAGAAACCACAGGGCUUUUACACAAUGGGCUCCAUCUAAAAAAAAAUGUGUGCUGAAAAACUAAGACCACUUAGUUGAUAAAAGCUAAUCAUAUCGCAAAGGUUACACAAGUCAGGUAGCUCAGUUAGGAACACGACACCUCACUCCUGUUGAACCACGUGAUGGAAAUUAAGAAAGCUGAUAUAAAUCAUUGAGGACACCAUCCAACUUAAUGUAUAUUUGAUGUUUCACUGCUUAGAGUAUUAGAACAACAAACUAAUUAUUAUCUCGAGGUAACAAAAUAUGCUUUGAAAGUUACACCAGGAGAGUUAAAAAAAUUGUACAUACAAGAACCCUUAACUUGUUACAGUUGGCUGGAAUUGAUCAAACAAAGAGACGAAGGGGAGCUGAGGUAAGAGUAGCUGCAUCACUAAAUCUUUUGAUGCUUAAGAGUGACCAGCAUCUAUUUUCUCCUAACAAUAUUACCCCUGAAUCACACAUAAAGGUCUUGAGAAUAAAAGAAAUGAUCACUAACUGAAGAGGUUCUUGAUUUUUAAACAAAUUCUUUUUGUCUGUACCUUAUGAAAUGUUUGGAGAACAGAAUGGAGAAUAUGCUUACCAAUGUUAAGUGUAAAGUGUUAAUUGAGAGGAAAUGGAAAGAAUGGGUCAUCCAUACUUGAAGAGUUUUCUAUCUGCUUGGUGUAGCUGUACCUUAGGGAGAUCUUUGUGUCACAAGAAGUGUUUCUAAAAAAACUGUUCUCUUGUGGGACAUUAAGAUUGAAUGUUACUGUAUGUAUGGCUUGGACUGUGAUUCACUUGCCCUCCUCCUGUGAAACAAUUUUUGCAAGUGACGUUUUCCAUUUAAAUAUUAUGCCAGAUGCACGUGACAACAAAGUUACUGUGGAAUUAGCAUUAUCCUAAGAGUGACACUCAACACUUUAACUACCAUGAGUGACCAGGCAAAAUUUGUCCUUUUAAUAUCAAUACAUGAUGAGGAAUGAAAAGGUUUAUAGGUAGCAAGUCAUUGUGCUCGGCAAAUCCUUGGAACAGAGAAUUUUUAUACCUUGCUUUACCAUAAGAAUAAAGUCUGUUCUUCACAUGCCUAUAAUUAGUUCAUCUUGUAAUCUUUUGUGUGGUUUUUCUUAAAGGCUGCUGGUGAUGUUGCUAUGGAAGCAGAGUCUCAGGUACUGUAGCCCUCUUUUUCCAAAGUUCUUUCCUUUGUAAGCUAUGUUUGUGUACUCUCAUUUAUAAAUGUGUGUGUAUGUAUAUAUAUAAUUAUGUAUUUCUAAUUGUUUGACAACAGGCUUCUGGUGAAGGAGAUGCAGGUGAUAAACAACCAGAAGGAGAAACAAUGGAAGCUGAGGAGAGCUAA
Pocillopora meandrina is the source of this 7511-nucleotide messenger RNA. Lineage: Eukaryota; Metazoa; Cnidaria; Anthozoa; Scleractinia; Pocilloporidae. The record is from the annotation of a GenBank genome assembly.